AUGGCACCGCAGCCUGCCAAGUCAUCGUUCUUUUCGUCCCUUCUCUCCGAAGCCAGGACACCAGAUACUCCGGGCCGUACCAGUACUUCUGCUGCCGCCAUGUCACGUGCAGUCGAAAAACAACCCCUCGAGCCCGAGAAAAUCGCGACACUGGAGAAACGAGAGGCCGAUCUCAACAAGCGAGCCAAGGACCUUGCUGAACGAGAGAGGCAGCUUCACUUACAGAACAAGGCCCAUUAUGACAACUCCCAGCAGUUGGCCCAAGCCCAAGCCAAUCUUGAACACCACAAGAAGGCACAGGACGCAAGAGAAAAAUGGCUAAAGGCACGCGAUGAGCAGGAGAACAAGAACAACACCGCCUUGAAUGAGGAGAUUGAGCGCUCCAAAAGACGUGAGGAGGAAUGGACUGCCAAAUUCACAAACAUGCAGGAGAUGGUCAGAAAAGUCCUCGACCAGCAAGCUGCGGACAAGAAGGCACGCGCCAACGCCGAGAGAGUAUUGGAAACAAGGACAAAGGCACUCAAUGAGGCCGAGAAGGCACUCGAGGCACGCGAGCACGACAUCGAGAAGCGAAUGGCAGACAUGGGUGAGGAGGUGAAGCGCAUGAAAGAGCAAAAAGAAGAGUUGAAGAGCAUUGUCCAGGACGCCGUAGAGAAGGAGCACACACUUGAAGAAGAGAUCGAGCGUCUGAAAGAGAAGGAGCUUACGGUGACAGCGAAAGCCGAGUCACUUGCAAAGGAAGCCGAGAAGCUUGCCACUGAAAAGGCAAGCAACGAUAAAACGGAGGUAGUGCAAAAGCGAGGGUACGAAUACCAGUACAUCGCCUCGAGUGCUCUUGAGAGCGGUGCAUUGGUCCUGUGCCAGGACAAGCAAUCCUGCGACGACGACGACGACGACGAAGAAGAAGAAGAAGACGACGAUGAUGACCAAUCCCUCAGUGCGGGCAUCACCAGUGAGAUUUCGUCUGUUUUGCGGAAAGAUGGUAAAGUCUCCGAGGAGCAAGCCACUGAACACGCAGCCAAGCUCACAUCGAUGCUUCUCUUCCAAGCGCAAGUCGCCAAGCUGAACAGCACCAUAAGCCAUAACGCCCAAGGUACCAUGCAGCUCAUCCUCUCCAAUUUCUCCAACGAGAUCCUGGGCAAUGGUCUCUUCGCCAAACGUGCUGCAUGGACGGACAUCGAUCUUGUCGACGGUCUGUACGGCCAAGUGCUCCAGGCACCAGACCUCCAGGCGCUGCAGAAACUAGAGGCCCGCGCCAGUCGUGCAGAGGAGUAUUUUGACUCACUUCGCGAUGAAAAGGUUCCUCUCACUGUAGAGGAGUUCCUGGAUAACGUCAAAGACUGCGGUGAGUAUGCAGAGGCUCUUCAGGAACUGCGAUGGGUUAUUGGCGAGGGUUUACCUGCGAAGAAGGCGCUCACUUCGUUCUUGAUGAGCGUGUGCAAGGACUUGGGUGUCGUGAUCCAGCAUGCUGCCAUCCGGAUGGGGUUUACGGAGUGA
Molecule: messenger RNA, 1497 nt
Organism: Plenodomus lingam JN3
Lineage: Eukaryota; Fungi; Ascomycota; Dothideomycetes; Pleosporales; Leptosphaeriaceae
Source: RefSeq, a predicted model, not a curated record